Molecule: messenger RNA, 3102 nt
Organism: Medioppia subpectinata
Lineage: Eukaryota; Metazoa; Arthropoda; Arachnida; Sarcoptiformes; Oppiidae
Source: the annotation of a GenBank genome assembly
AUGAUUUGGAUGUGGAGUCUAUUCAUUCGGGCGCACAAAAAGGACCUCGAGUUCAGUGAUCUCUACCGGUGCUCAAAAUCAGAUGAGACAAAUCGAGUCCGACAGAAGCUGCAAAUCAAAUGGGAUAAACAAUUGAGAAGUAAAAACAAACCAUCCCUAUAUUGGGCACUAUUCGCAUCGUUUGGACCCGAACUUACUAUACUAUAUAUCCCUUAUGCAAUCAGAGAAUUGGUACUAAACUUGCUUCAGUCGUAUUGUAUAGUUUAUUUGGUGAGAUAUUUCAACAAUGACCCCAACACUAGCCAGUGGUGGGCCACGUGGGCGGCAGUGGGUAUUGUGGUGGCGGCCAUUGGAAACAUGUUAAUCGAAUAUUUGAAUUUAGUCCUGUGCAACAAAGUGGGGGUCAGAAUUCGUGCCGCCUGUUGUGCCCUAAUCUACCACAAUUUAAUGCAUUUAAGUCAUACAUCACUCGGAAAGACAACUGGUAGCCACAUAUUGAACAUUAUGUCCAACGAUAUCAACAGAUUUGAUGAGUUUGCAUUGCAUUCGCGAUCAUUGUUUGUGGCGCCACUGCAGGCGGCAAUUGUGAUAUACCUGUUGUGGUCACACUUGCGGUGGGCGUGUCUGACGGGAAUGGGAAUACUUGUGCUGUUUAUACCAUUUCAAGUACUAAUGGGACGUAUGUUUCGUAGAGUACGUCAAAAGACGGCUAAAUUAACCGACAGUCGAAUCCGUUUAAUGCAAGAGAUUAUCGCCGGAAUGCGUGUCAUAAAGAUGUACGCCUGGGAACAGCCCUUCGCACAGUUGGUCGCAACCGCUCGCAAGUCCGAAAUGAAACAAAUUCGGUAUUCAAAUUUUUUGAAAGGUGUUAACCAUGCAAUAUAUUAUAGUAUAAUACGAGUUAUAAUAUACGCCUGUUUUCUAACAUAUAUAUUUAUGGGCGAAAAGUUGUCGGCGGAGACAACGUUCGCCACUAUUGCCUACUUUAAUGCCAUGCGUUGGUCUAUGGCUAAGAACGCACCCCUGGCUAUAACGGCAUUAAGCGAGCUAAUUAUAGUCAUCAAACGUAUUCAGAAUUUUCUAUUACUCGAAGAGAUGAGUGGUUUGGAUGAGAGGGAAGGGAAAGACAACGAGGCGUUCAUUUCGGGGGAAAAUGAGAUAAUUCUCGGAGUAAUGGAAAACACUUUAAAUAAUAAAGAAAACGGCGUUUUUAUGGACAAAAUGAGCGUUCGUUGGAAUAGUGAGACGACUGAACCCACGCUUCGGGACAUUAGUCUGAGUGUAAAACCCGGCGAACUGUUGGCUGUCGUCGGUUCGGUUGGCAGUGGAAAGAGCUCACUAUUGAUGUCAAUAUUAAAUGAGAUAUCGCUAGUGUCGGGUCGAGUGGUAGUGAGGGGUCGGGUGUCGUACGCGCCGCAGGAGUCGUGGGCUUUCAUAGCGAGUGUUCGACAGAAUAUUCUGUUUGGCUCUCAAUAUAAUGAAGAGAAAUACAAUCGAGUGGUGAAGGCGUGCGCUUUGGACACAGAUUUCAAACUCAUGCCAUUUGGGGACAAAACACUUGUGGGGGAGAGAGGGCUGGCAUUGAGUGGCGGACAGAAGGCUAGGCUGAAUCUGGCCCGGGCUCUGUACCACUCAGCAGACAUCUACCUCUUGGACGACCCCCUGAGCGCCGUCGACACACAUGUAGCCAAACAUAUCUACCAAAAAUGUUGUGUUGAGUACCUGAAAGACAAGGCGACUAUUUUAGUGACCCAUCAAAUCCAGUUUCUCAAAGACGCGCAGCAAAUACUUGUGCUCAACGACGGCGAGUGUGUGGCCAUCGGGUCCUACACUCAGCUCAAAGAGCGCGGCAUUGAUCUCAUGGCAUAUCACAGACAAACCGAUGGACCAAAUGAUAGCAGAUCUGUGAAGAGGAGGUCAUCUGUCACGCCAUCGAUAGUCUCAAUCAUUACUGAGGGAUCGGAUGUGACGGACGUUUGGGAACCGAUAGAAGUGGGCGAACAAGAAGUGAAGGCCGAACUCAAAAUGAUUGGAUCCGUUGAGACCACUGUUUAUAUGGAUUACAUUAAGGCCGGCGCCGGACCUCUGCUCGUAGUUCUUACUAUUUUGUUUAUAAUCAAUUCGCAAGUCAUUUAUCAGGGAAGUGAUUAUUGGUUGCGUUUAUGGUCAGUACUAUUAGUGACUAAUGAAAUGAGCAAAAACCCAGAUGAAGUUGACCAGACAUUCAACAUAAUAAUCUACACGAGUCUAAUCAUUGGUCUGUUUGUGUCGGCCCUGUUGUCCACCAUUUGUUUCUACAUAAUGUGUAUGAGAUCUUCUGUUAAUCUCUAUAACCGAAUAUUCUGUGCGUUAUUGCGAUCACCGAUACAUCUGUUUGAGAGUUCGCCCAUCGGUAACAGGCGAAUACUAAACAGAUUUUCAAAAGACACGGGAAUUGCCGACGAAUUGUUACCAUCGGUUGCCUUUGAAUUUAUCAUUGAUUUAAGUUUUAUUAUCGGAAGUCUUGUAUUGAAUGCAAUCGUCAGUUGGUUUUUGAUAUUUCCGGCAAUACUUUUGUUGAUAUUAGUGUUUAUUUGUCGCUAUUUUUAUAUCAGAGCCGCGAGAGAUAUAAAGCCCCGGAGUCCGGUGUACUCUCACGUGAACACAACGCUGUGUGGGCUGACAUCGAUCCGUGCGUUUGGCGCACAGCAUAUGUUUGAGCGUCAGUUUGAAGUCCACCAAAACGACAACACCUCUACAUAUUUCCUAUUCGUUUGCACUUCCAGAGCACUCGGAGUCCUAACCGAUACCAUUUGUAUCGUAUAUCUGAGUGCUGUUAUCGUCUACAUUAUGACCAGUAGUGACGGUAUUCCCGUAGGAAAUAUAGGACUUUUGUUAACAUCGGCAAUAACGUUGACCUCUUUGAGCCAAAGUUGUGUCCGAUUAUCGGCUGAUACCGAGUCCUAUAUGACUGCUGUCGAGCGAGUGCUCGAAUACACAGCCAUUAAACCCGAGGCAGAACUCGAGUCCACUCCCGACCGGAUACCGCCCAAAGAUUGGCCACAAAUGGGAGAAAUAGUGUUCAAAGAUAUGAGUCUUCAAUACAACGAAUCGCCGCAUAAA